Molecule: messenger RNA, 2617 nt
Organism: Chara braunii
Lineage: Eukaryota; Viridiplantae; Streptophyta; Charophyceae; Charales; Characeae
Source: the annotation of a GenBank genome assembly
GCGCAUGGUUGCGCCUCACCGUCGAUACCCCACGCGCGCCGCUCACCCAGGCGAGGACCCAGGCUUCCUCCCAAGCGCGCCAUCAGAUGGGCAAGGCUGCACUAGCGUAACCUGCAGAAAACACACCAAAUACCCUUGUAAGGGUAUUUGGUAUGACAACGGCACAUCCUCAGGCAAAUGCUCCAGUUGAGAGGGGGCAUAGCACCAUCACUAAUCUUCUGGCUAAGUGGACUGAAGGUAGGCCUGGCCAAGGUCCUGAGGGCAACAUUUUUUGUCGAGAACAUUACGGUAAAAAAGACCACUAAGUACACACCAGCCACGCUAUGGUACGGAAGGCAUGCUACUUUCCCAAUUGAGAGCUUAAUGAAAACUUGGAGACGUCAAGACUUAGAAACCAACCUGUCCUUCGAGGUGUUGCUCGAUAUUCGAGCACGACAGUUGGGUGCGAUUGAGGAGAGGAUUCAGGAGGCGUCCAAUCAAGUGGAGGAAAGCCGCAUGGAUGACAAAGCUCGUUGGGACCAGUUGGCCCGCAUACGAAAGGUACCAUUGAAAGUCGGGGAUGUAGUGCUGCUAUAUGACUCGUCCCUGGAGAAGCAAUGGUCUAGGAAGCUCCACAAAAGGUGGCUAGGGCCAUAUCGGAUUGUGCGAUGUGGGGAUUUCGGCGCCUACCAGAUUGAGGAGCUGGAUGAAACAGAGUGGAAGGAUUGGGUACCAGGAACGAGGCUGAAAAAGUCUGACUUUACGAAGACAGCCAUACCGAGAGGAGGGAGGGGGACGCGGCCACCACGGAGGCCAUUGGGAGCAUCAAGGGGUUACGGGCGGCAUGGGUCUCAUCGAAGGGAGCACACGCCCGUGUAUGACGACGGGGAUAUAAAGCUCUUCCUGAACGAGUUCUGGAGAUAUGCGGAGCACAUGGGGUGGACAAUGGCAGAGAGGAUAGAGAGGUUGAGGGGAGUUGGCCGAUUUGAGGAGCCCAUCGCGCGGAUCCGUAGGGAGACGAGGACCUGGCCAGAGGUGGAGAUGAGGAUGCAGGAGUUGAGGCCAUCGCCCGUGGGUCCAGACGGUGUGCCGAUCCACCUAGAGAUUGGGAAUGUGGAGGAGUUCAUCCCUGCUUUUGAGCAUUUCAUGCACGAGCAAAACGUAUUGAGGGAUGAAGGAGCAAGAGGCAGAGGGGCCCUGAGGCCAGAGAGGCAAUCCCAUCUCGAGGAGGACGAAAGGCCUUUGCGAGAGGAGUCAGUACCAAAGACAGGGGAGCAGGGAGCAUACCCUGAGUGCCGGCUUGGCCCGAUGAUUUUUCAUCGUUUCACUAGAGAGGGAUUGAGAGGAUCCCCUCAACGCGUGUUGGAGGAGAUGCCACCAUCUGGAGGACCAUUGCAAGAGUUGGAGGCACACCUGGACAUAUCACGAUGGAGGGUGCCUCAGACUGAGGAGAGGUGCGACGAGCCGGUUGGGGGUGUACCACGAGAGGAGGUCCCUGAGCCAGGGCGAGAGGUGGAACGGGGUGCUCAGGGAGGGAGAGUGAUGGAGGAAGUGAUAGAGGUUGGAGAGGAUACUCCGCCUCGGACACCAGCUCCAGAAACCGGGCCUGAGAUAGUGUCGGAUGUCGCCCAAGAGGCAGGGAGGGAGCUCCAACGGGGAGAGAUUCCAUUACCUCCCCCAGAUACGACUCUAUCGCCAGGGGUGAGGAUAGAGAUGGAGCGAGAGAGGAAUGGCUGGAGGAGAGAGGCCCUUUCCACAAUCGAUAGGUAUCUGGCUGCGCAUGCUCAGGAGCACCUGGACAUCAAGAGGCCAAUGCCUAUGGAGCCACCACGGGAGCCGCACCAGGCGGAGAAAGAGGCGUUGGCCGAGAUUCCAGAGAGAGAGGACCAUCGCACGAGAGGGAGGGCGCCGACAAGAGAGACAACAGAAGAGAGACGAGCCAGGGUCGGGAAGCGUGUGGAGGAGAUUAAGGAGGAGAGGCAGAGAUUAGAGGCGGCUGGAGCACUCCCAGAUCAGCCACCUGACGCACCCCCUAAACCCUGUGGAGUCAAGGAGAUGUGGGAUGAGUUUUGGGGCUCAUAUGGCGAGGGGUUGGCAGUUCCAGAGAGGGCAGGAUUUGGGACAUCGAGGUCAGCAACUGAGUACCUGGACUGUAAGAUCCGCUUCCUGGCCAAGACUUCUUUCAAUAGGUAUCUGAUGCUGGAAGAUGAUCUGGCCGACAAGAAGAUUAAAGAAGUAAGUCAUGGGGUACGAUUGGAGGCUGUUGAGGCUGAGGUUCGAGAGCUCAGGGCAUUGACAGCCAGUCAGGCUGCCACCAUCCAGGAGAUGAGGCAGCAUCUUCAGGACACCACAACUAGGAGAGACCAGGAGCCACCCACUAGAGGGGUGGACUGGACCGAGAGCCGUCGCGGUGAUAUCCAGGGCGAAGCGACGCAGGGUCUAUCAAGACAACCAUCUCUGGCAUGACCCUCUCAGGAACCAUCUAUUGGGAAGGCCAUCUUGGAUCCAGAGGAAGCAAAGGCAAAGAGGGAGGUAGAGAAGGAGGCCUUUGAGUUUAGGGCCCCUACUGAGCUUGCCCCCCAGCCUAUGACUUCUUCAGGACCUGCGAUGGAGUCCUCGACACCACAAGCCGGAGACG